Molecule: messenger RNA, 1608 nt
Organism: Serpula lacrymans var. lacrymans S7.9
Lineage: Eukaryota; Fungi; Basidiomycota; Agaricomycetes; Boletales; Serpulaceae
Exons: 6
Coding region: 1-1608 (535 amino acids)
Source: RefSeq, a predicted model, not a curated record
AUGUCCCGCCACACUGCUUUCAUGCCAUCUCCUGUCGACAAUGACAAUAACGAUGACAGAUUCAAUUUGGGAGAUGAUGAGACCCCCCAAGGCCGUUUCAAGGUCAAGUGGACGCCAGAGCGAACUGAUUGCCUCGUAGAUUGGUUAGAGCAGAACAUUGAGCAGAGGUGUCUUCUGUUCUUGGAUUCCCAACAAGAUGCUAGCAAGGAGGGUAGGAAGAAGGGUCAGGCAAAGUUCAGCAAGGUUGUCAUUCAUGACAGAGAUACCUCUAUUUGUGCUGCCUUCAAAUCCAAUCCUGCCAAAUUUUCAAAGGCAGUCGAUAACCAUCUUGUCUUGUUGGAAAAAAAAUACCAAAAGUCCUGUGAGACACUGGGACACACUGGGGCUGGUUUAACUUAUGAGCAACUGGAGAGGAACCCCAAUUAUAGGGGGCCAAUUGGUGCAAUAACCGACAAGUUCAAGAUAUUUCAUCGCCUUCAUGGCUUCUGGAGGAAAAUUCCUAACUACAACCCCUUUACAAUGUCUUCAGAUCUAGGCCAGGAUCAUGAAGCACAAGCAUACAAUCUUCUCUUUCCAAAAAAGCAUUGGCAUACUAACCAAGCUUAUCAGCCGGCACACCAGGAGGGCGUGCAGGUCUACAGUGGUGGCCAGGCUUAUCAGCAUAACAAUCAAUCACAGCAAGUCUCUCAGCUCCAUCAGUUAUCCGAUGUUCAAAAUCCUCCAUUCACCGACUCUGGGGCAUUGUCUUCUGCAAUGUCAUCGAUCUUUGGAACUUCACUCCCUUCACUGUCAUCCAUGGACCCAAAUUUCUUUCACACAAACGCUUCAGGGCUUUUCCCUGGUGCCUACCACCAAUCAUUGUCUUCUUUGUUUCAAGCUAAUCAUUUCUUCUCGUCGUUUGAUUCUAUGUUCCCACCUGACACGCAUGAUCAACUCCAGCCCCAACCUCCAAUGUCUCCUUCAUCAGGCCCUCCCAUGUCUUCUUCGUCAGGUCUGCUUAGCAACCAAUCCCCAACUGCGUCAGUUUGCGUUUCCCAGGUUGCUUCCGGUUCUUCCGGUUCACUUGUUACCGGCUCUCCUUCAUCUCAUCCACUUCCCGCCUCACCUGGCAAUCCCACGGUUUCGCCUCCAUCUUCCCCUCUGCCCAAGAAAACUCAGAAAUCUGUAAAGUGUACAUCUGCACCACUAACGGUCAGAGACGCUCUCCGAGCUCAGUUGGCUGCCUUGGGCAAGGAUACUAUCACGGAGUGUCGUGUCACUACAGAUAGGAGAGCCAGCGCAACCAGCUCAACUGGUCCAGCAGAAAUCACUCAGGCAGAGAAAACGGACAAUAAGUCUCGCAAGCGUCAACAAUCCCAACUGGAGGACAGUAUGUCCAUGAUGCAGAAGGUCAUAGAACCUAUUACGCAGUCCAUGCAAGGGAGGAACGAACUUGCGCAGGAGAGACUUGUUGUAAAGGAAGACAAGGUAGCUGCUAAGAAUGCAAAGUACACAGCUAUAGCAGAGCGUGCACGGAGUGACAGGCGGGUAAAGGAUACAGAGUUCCUAGCCUUGGAACACAAGCAAUUCAAGGAGAAGUUUAUGAUGAUCAACGACGCAACAGCAUGA